AUGGUCGAAAUCACCCCGUCCGCUUGUACCCCACAGGUGAUAGGACAACGAGAAUAUGCUGUCAGACCAACACGGCGGCCGUCUGAAGAGUUACAGACUGGGCAGCCUUUAGAUAUAGUUAUACAACAGUUCGACGAAUUCGUCAGGUCACUCCAAGUUGACCCCUACUCACCUCUCUUCAGGCUCGUGACAGAUGGACAGCCGCCCCUAAGACAAUGCCUCCACCCAGAAGCGUGCAGCAAGGAUAUCAACCUGCCUACAUACUACGCCCGCUUUCACGACCUGCGCAAAGAGUAUGUGAGGGCAUACACGCUGAGGGCGGUGGCGUCUCCACGAGCGCAGGCACCUCCACCUCCUCCACCAGAUCACCCCACCUCGCUUCUUGAUAUGCUCAACUAUCUAGGAAUAGCCCCGUACAGCGGAGAAAAUUUUUACGCUGCCGAAGUCCAAGACAUGGCCAGCAUAAUACAGAGGAUAAUCUCGGACGGUUUCCGGUUGGAAUUGCCUGAAACUAUCGACCUAGUUUUAGAGACUGGAAUUUGCUCAAAAGACGAUGAGAUAGACGGUAACUGCAUUGUCAGAGCCCGUGGAUUACCUUGGCAGUCGUCGGACCAGGAUAUCGCAAAGUUCUUUAGAGGCCUAAAUGUCGCCAAAGGCGGCGUAGCGCUGUGCCUGUCGCCGCAGGGGAGACGCAACGGUGAAGCGCUGGUGCGUUUCGUGUCGCAGGAACACAGGGAUAUGGCGCUCAAACGCCACAAGCACCACAUCGGCCCGCGGUACAUUGAGGUAUACCGGGCGAGUGGUGAAGACUUUCUUUCGGUCGCGGGAGGUGCGACUUGCGAAGCGGCCGCGUUCCUGUCGCGAGGUGCGCACGUCAUAGUGCGUAUGCGGGGGCUGCCGUACGAUGCAACCCCACAGCAAGUUUUGGACUUCUUCUCGACCGGUGACGAUCCCGUACAAGUGUUGGAUGGAUUAGAAGGAGUUCUAUUUGUACGGAGGGCCGACGGCAGAGCUACGGGUGAUGCGUUUGUCCUCUUCUCAAAAGAGGAGGACGCCCCAAAGGCUCUCUCAAGACAUCGCAAGCUGAUCGGAGCGAGAUACAUCGAACUGUUUAGGUCAACCACUGCUGAAGUGCAACAGGUUUUGAACCGGUCCCUAGAGACGCGCACCAGUACAGCCAGUACACCGUCAACAGCAAGCGCACCUGCUGAGGGAAUACUUCCGGUAGCACUGGUACCGCAACACGUCAUCACUUCCGGCACGGCUAAGGACUGUGUGAGACUGCGCGGAUUACCUUAUGAAGCCCAGGUGGAGCACAUUUUGACAUUCUUGGACGAGUUCGCAAAGAACAUUGUUGUACAAGGCGUCCACAUGGUAUACAAUGCUCAGGGCCAUCCUAGCGGUGAAGCGUUCAUUCAAAUGGACAGUGAAACCAGCGCCUACCUCUGUGCGCAACAGAAGCAUCACCGCUACAUGACCUUCGGCAAGAAGCAGCGGUAUAUUGAGGUGUUCCAGUGCUCGGGCGAUGAUAUGAACCUGGUGCUGACCGGUGGCGUGACGCCCGCCACGUCCCCGAAGGUGCUGUCCCCUGGUCCAGUUACAUACUACUACCCAGCAAUGGGACCAACGCUGCCGCCUUUGGUCUACUGGGGAUACCCAACUCCACCUGUCUCACCAGCACAUUAUUAUCAUCCACCUCAUCAUCCUCAAACUAUGAUACCAGAGGUGGUGUCAGUGGGAGGAGGUUCUCCUAUACCUAUACCGCCACCCGCUGCUUGCCAUGAGUGGCCAAUUUAUAUGGUGAAUUGA
Molecule: messenger RNA, 1809 nt
Organism: Parnassius apollo (apollo)
Lineage: Eukaryota; Metazoa; Arthropoda; Insecta; Lepidoptera; Papilionidae
Source: the annotation of a GenBank genome assembly